CACUAGACAGGUCCCGGUACAAAGAAGACCUACAAUGGAUCCCAGUGCUUUCUGCGGCAUCCUGCUGGGGUGUCGGCCGUUGACACGACGGGAAUCAUAAAGCAGUCGGUCAAUGAGAUGUCUUGUUGAGGGGGACUGCGGGUUGAAGCUUCAGUCUGUCGCACUCGGACAUGUUUUUGUUGUUCCUUGACUCAGAAACAGCACUACUGUAGUAAAGAGAAACGACGACAACUGGACUCUAGAGGGCGCUGUAUGUGCAUGUGUGAAAAGAAGUUAACAGCUGUUCUUCCAGGAAGCAUGGGUUAGAAAGAUGUUAAUCCCCUCAGUCUGAACAAAGGGUCACAGUACCAACAGCACCUGAGGAUAACAUGGGCCUGUUGUCCAUUCUUCGGAGGCUGAAGCAGACCCCAGAUCAGGAGGUGCGCUUACUGCUGCUGGGCUUGGACAACGCUGGCAAGACCACUCUGCUGAAACAGCUGGCGGCGGAAGAUAUCAGCCACAUCACCCCCACACAAGGUUUCAAUAUAAAGAGUGUUCAAUCAUCUGGCUUCAAGUUAAAUGUGUGGGACAUAGGAGGUCAGCGCAAGAUCCGCCCCUACUGGAAGAAUUAUUUUGAGAACACAGAUGUACUGAUCUAUGUGAUUGACAGCUCCGACAGGAAAAGGUUUGAAGAGACAGGUCUGGAGCUGGCUGACUUGCUAGAGGAGGAAAUGCUCGCUGCUGUGCCACUGCUGGUCUUUGCCAACAAGCAGGAUCUGAUGACUGCCACCCCAGCGUCUGAGCUGGCAGAAUGUCUCAGUCUGCACACGAUCCGAGACCGCAUGUGGCAGGUCCAGGCCUGCUCAGCAGUCACUGCCGAGGGACUGCAGGAUGGCAUGACCUGGGUUUGCAGAAAUAUAAGGUUUCGGAAGAAAUAAUUCAGGAAGAAAAAAAGAUCUAUGAAGAAUUGCAGUUGCACUUUACAUUUGACAUACAUACAUCUCAUGCAUGGAGGCGACAGAAUGUGUUUCUUUUUAUUUUAGUGAAACUACCUCUUUUGUCAUUCUGUUUAAACUUGGCAGUAUAAAAAACAAGUAGAAUGUAUCAAUACAGUGAUGUUAAGUGAUCUUAACCCUUUCAAUCCAUAUGUUGAAAUGUAAAUACUAUAUAUAUGAGGGUGUUUUCUUCGAACUGCAGACAAUUUAUUUUUGUAAUAUGCUAUUUUUAAUGUUAUUAAU
Messenger RNA from Gymnodraco acuticeps, 1217 nucleotides. RefSeq names its product ADP-ribosylation factor-like protein 3. Gene Ontology annotation, biological process: cilium assembly. The coding region runs from base 369 to 917 and encodes 182 amino acids. Lineage: Eukaryota; Metazoa; Chordata; Actinopteri; Perciformes; Bathydraconidae. The record is from RefSeq and is a predicted model, not a curated record. Gene Ontology annotation, molecular function: GTPase activity; GTP binding. The transcript has 7 exons. Gene Ontology annotation, cellular component: cytoplasm; microtubule cytoskeleton.